AUGUCUUCUCAGAUCAAAAACCUCUCCCACAAUUCUCUCCCAGAUACCUCUGCUGCUCUGGCCUCUCUGUCUCCCGAUACCUUACCUGCAAACGAUAACCAAUCCAAAGACUUUAAUAAAAAGGACCUAUCCAUCAACCUCUCCGAUAUCUCUAAUAUCACUAAUACAAACCCUCCUACUACAUUUCUAACUCCAACUCCAACUGCUUCCAGAAAUUCUCUCAAACCCUCUUCCACUCUCACCUCUUCAAACAACAUCAAAAAGCAAACUAUCGUCAUACAAAAUAACAACACCUUGAAGCCAUCCAUGGAGUCUUACGCUAUCCAAUGUUUAUCACCAGGCUUUUCAAGUCUAAAUGCCGAAAUGCAACAAAGGCUAUAUCUAUCAAAAUCUAUUGAAGCCAACCAAAGAAAACUAAUCCAACGUAGAAGAACCGGCAAUACCCCAAUCAAUCCCAAUUUUCCAAUAAAUUCUUCAAUUAAAAAUAUCCCACUUACUCCAAAUAAUCUCUUAUCCCCUACAAUUCCUCCUCCAAUCAUAAUAUCUUCUCCUAAUUCUUCUAUUUCCAUUUCCAACCCCAUUUCCACCUCCAUGUCCACCUCCAACUCUUCAAACCAUAAAAAGAGACCUUUAUCUGAAAUAUCAGAUGAUACUGACCUCAAAACAAUUGCUUCCAACCAAAAUAAAAAAAAUGAAAAUAAUGAUAACGAUAAUAAUGAUAACGAUAAUAAUGAUAACGAUAAUAAUGAUAACGAUAAUAAUGAUAACGAUAAUAAUAUCAAUAGUAAUAAUAACAAUAAUAAUAUCAAUAGUAAUAAUAACAAUAAUAACAAUAAUGAAAACCAGGGCGUCGAUAUGGACUCUCAACUCGAUCCUAAAAUACUUCCCAAUUCUAUCAAAUCCCCAACAAAAAAACAAAAAUCAAUCUCUGGAUCUGCAAUUCUAACCACAACCACAACUACUGCAAAUAACAUCUCCGAAAGAUUAAAAAGAGCUGAUAAUAUCGCUCAUCUAACCUCCAGAUUGAAAAACUCUUCCUUUACCAAAAACCUAAAAAGAAGAAAGCCCCCUCCAGCUCCUAUCAACAUCCAACUAGCCUCAAGCGCUUCCUUCCAGAACCCUUUAAUACGCUCAGCUCCAAUUCUCAAAAACCACUCUUUAAACAACCUUCUUCCUCAAAAUAAUCCCAAAUCUUCAAUUUUCAAUAAUAACGAUACUAAUGACACCAUUAAUAAUUCUAACACCACCAAAGAUAAAAACAAAAAUACCAAUAAUACCAAUAACACCAAUAAUAAUAAUAAUAAUAAUAAUAAUAAUAAUAAUAAUAAUAAUAAUAAUAAUAAUAAUAAUAAUAAUACUAAAAAUUCUCUCCCUUCUUUAUCAAAUCCAUUGCUCCAGAACCUUCAAAACUUUCAAAACUUUCAAAAUCCCUUGACUGCUUCCCUAAAAAACUAUCCCAACUUCAACCCUUUUAUUGCUCCAUUAAAUUCCUCCAUACCUCCUCCUUCUGCUUUCAAUCAGAAUUUCUUCAAUUCUCCUCGUUUUGCUAAUUUUCCUUCAAAUAUAAACCUUAAAAAUCUUAAUAUAAACCCUUACUACUAUUAUUCUCAUCCCUUUUUCCUGACCUUCUACAACCAAUCUGCAAAUAGAUUAAAUCACAACCUAUCAAUCAACUCACCAUACGCUGCUCCUUCUCCUUAUUUACAAGCCCCCCAAACCUCAAUCCCUUCUUCUAACAAUUACCAAUACCAAUAUUUUAGAAACAAAAAAAAUAUUCCUCUCAAUUCCAUUAAAAACUUUUCCAAAUCAUCAAAUAUAAACAAAUCUAAACUACUUUCAACUUCACAAAACUCUUCCAUCAAAUCUCUCAAAAACCCAAACACUCCUCAUGUCACUGAUGUCUUUCCAGGAGAAUUUACAAGAAUAGCUCCUUUAAGUGUGCAGCCCUUAUCUGCAAAGGAAGAAUUCUUUGACAUAAAUCGUAACCGUAAUCAAAAAAAUAAUAAUAUCGAUAAUAAAAACAAUACUAAUCUGAAACAAAAAUCCGGUAGUCCGUUAUCUGAUCAAGAAAAUUCAAUCAAUAAUGAACCUUUAAAAGAAGAAGACGAAGAAAAUGACGAUGAUGAUGACGUCGAACAAAAAGCAAUUGAAGAUGAUGCUGAAUUUGUGACGAGCGAAAAUAUCAUUGAAAAUGAUUCAAAUACUUUAUUUGAUACUGACGUCAAAGGAGAAAUUAAAAUUGGCUCCGAUAAGUUUGAAUUCGAAUUUUGUAAAACAGGUGAUAAUAAAUUAGAUAAAGACAAAUUUAUUCAGCAUUGCAAUAAUGUUUGGUCUUUAUACUCUAGUUAUGUGCAAUAA
Ascoidea rubescens DSM 1968 is the source of this 2358-nucleotide messenger RNA. RefSeq lists its product as uncharacterized. The record is from RefSeq and is a predicted model, not a curated record. The coding region runs from base 1 to 2358 and encodes 785 amino acids. The transcript has a single exon. NCBI's taxonomy places the organism in Eukaryota, Fungi, Ascomycota, Saccharomycetes, Ascoideales, Ascoideaceae.